CUCAAACCGGACAGACGGUCUACAAAAGCAAAGUUAGUGAAAGGAAAAUCACGUAAGGUCUGUAGCGUAAGUUAAUGCAUUUUCUACAAUUUGGCACGCAUUUUAAAGACCGACAACCGUGUGAGUGGCCCUUAAAGAUGGAUACGCUUAUGGCACGUUGUUGUCAUCUAUGGAUGACGGAGCUAAGACGUGGAAGAAGAAUAUAGAGACCUCCAAACAGAAACUUGUGGACCUCAGAAGAUCAACAGGACACCGUGGUGCGCUCCCAAACAAUGGAUAACUGUCAGGACCCUUGAUUUGGGAGAAGAAUCGCGUGUCGCUGGGGCUGUGAUGGAUUAAACGCAUUUUACAGUUUUGCACGUAUCGUAAAAGAGGGUAGAAACAAAUGAGCGCUCUGGUGGUGCCAUAAUAAGCCCAUUGGACAGCAUAAAUAUUUAAAAAAGACCCUUAUCAAUCAGGCGUCUGUGAACAAGGCGGGUUGCACCAUGUGGAGGACGUGGAUGCAGAGAGCAGCAUUGUGCUGCGUGCUUGUUGAAACCUUCAUGUACAGCGCACUGGGUCUCAACAUGUGCAUGAGUGGCAGCGCUACCUCCUGUGAAGAAUGCCUCCUCAUUCAUCCUAACUGCGCCUGGUGCGCACAGGAGGAUUUUGGUAUUGGACGCACUUUGCCAUCUCGUUGUGAUUUUAGUUCAAAUCUGGUUAAAAGGGGUUGUGACACACGGUACAUUGAGUCUCCUAGGAGCAGUGUUUCUGUGCUUCAAAAUGAAGUUCUGAGCUCAAAGGGCUCUGGAGCGACCCACAGUAAUGUGGUCCAGAUCAUGCCUCAGAAGAUCUCUCUCAGCCUGCGACCAGGAGACCAGACCUCAUUUGAGCUGCAGGUGCGGCAGGUUGAAGACUACCCAGUGGAUCUCUACUACCUGAUGGACCUGUCUCUUUCUAUGAAAGAUGAUCUGGACACAAUCCGUAACUUGGGCACAACGUUGGCACAUGAAAUGGGAAAACUCACCAGCAACUUCAGGCUAGGCUUUGGUUCUUUUGUGGACAAAAACAUGUCUCCUUUUUCGUACACAGCACCCAAAUACCAGGAAAAUCCAUGCAAUGGAUACAAACUGUUUCCCAAUUGCGUCCCUACCUUUGGAUUUCGCCACAUCCUCUCAUUAACAGACAAGGUGGACCGUUUCAAUCAGGAGGUGCAGAAGCAGAUGGUAUCUCGCAACAGGGAUGCCCCAGAGGGAGGGUUUGAUGCCAUCCUACAGGCUGCGGUUUGUAAGGAGGAGAUUGGCUGGAGAAAGGAGGCCUAUCAUCUGCUGGUAUUUGCCACAGAUGAUGUUCCUCAUCUGGCUCUGGACGGCAGACUUGGCGGACUGGUCCAGCCUCACGAUGGACAGUGUCACCUCAAUGAGAAAAAUGAGUACAGCGCCUCAACCCAGAUGGACUACCCUUCUCUGGCACUCCUAGGAGAGAAACUGGCUGAAAAUAACAUCUUUUUAAUCUUUGCAGUCACUAAACGACUAUAUGUCAUUUAUAAGAAUUUCACUGCUCUAAUACCUGGCACAACUGUGGAAAUCUUGGAUCAGGACUCCAAGAAUGUCAUACAACUCAUCGUCAAUGCGUAUAAUAAUAUCCGGUCGAAAGUGGAGCUGUCGGUUUGGGACCACCCUGAGGACUUGAGCCUCUCCUUCACUGCCACCUGUCAAGACGGGAAGCCUCUGCCGGGCCUCAGGAAGUGUGCUGACCUCAAGAUAGGAGACACUGUGUCGUUUAAUGUGAGCGUAGAGGCGAGAAGUUGUCCUCCUCGAGGGACAGACCAGACGUUCACCAUCAAACCAGUGGGAUUUAAAGACCGCCUGGAGGUGACUGUGGACUAUCAGUGUGACUGCAGGUGCACCCAGAGGGCUCAGGCCAACAGCAGCAUGUGCAGCUCUGUCGGCACGUACACCUGUGGGACAUGUAGGUGUAGUCGGGGGUAUCUGGGUGCCCGCUGUGAAUGCCAGGAGGGCGAGGCGGGCAGCAUGUAUCUGAGUGCAUGCCGAGAGGCUGAGGGCAAACAGAUCUGCGGGAGAGGGGAGUGCAGCUGUAAUCAGUGCCUCUGCUACGAGUCGGAGUUUGGAAAAAUCUACGGCCGUUUCUGUGAAUGUGACGACUUCUCCUGCGCCAGACACAAAGGCAUCCUCUGCUCUGGUCAUGGGGAGUGCCACUGUGGGGAGUGUAAGUGCCAUGCGGGAUAUAUCGGCGACAACUGUAACUGCUCCACGGAGACCAGCUCGUGUGUGUCUGAUGAUGGACAGAUGUGCAGUGGGCGGGGCAGCUGUGUGUGCGGCCGCUGCCAGUGCACUGAGCCUGGGGCCUUCGGGGACACCUGCGAGAAAUGUCCUACCUGUCCAGACGCCUGUGGGACCAAGAGGGAAUGUAUUGAGUGCCGUCUCUUCAGCUCGGGGCGUCUGGCGGACAAUCAGACAUGCCAGCGUCUGUGUAAGGAUGAGAUCAUCACUGUGGAGACCCUGAAAACAGAUGAGCCCGGUGCUGUGCUUUGUCUCUAUAAGACAGAGAAUGACUGUGUGAUGAAAUUCACUUAUUCUGAGCACGCCAGCGGCCAAUCCAUCCUCACUGCCCUUAAAGAGCCAGAGUGUGCGAGUGGACCGGAUGCCCUCACGGUCCUGCUGGCUGUGGUGGGCAGUAUACUGUUGAUCGGUGUGGUGCUGCUCGCUGCGUGGAAGCUGGUUAUCACCAUUCAUGACCGCAGAGAGUUUACGCGCUUUCAGAAUGCACGGUCACGAGCCAGAUAUGAAAUGGCCUCCAACCCUCUGUAUAAGCAGCCAGUGACCACGCACUCUGUGGAAACAGACUUCAACAUGUUUGGGAAGUCUUACAACAAUGGAGGCUUGCUCUGAUCCGUCAGCACAGGGCGCGGCAGGACCGGUCCAGAUCACAGAGCCAGGGACAAACUCUCUCCUCUGCACUGCCCUCCUCCAGUCACAGAGAAGUAGACUGUGCCAAAGCUGCACUUCUGUGGCCUUUGUGGAGAUGGGAUUUCUGUUUUUCGUGUUUGCAUGUUGGCAAAGGCAGCCAGCAGGAAUAGACUUUUUUGGGAAUAAACUUCAGAUUUUGUCCACUCGUAUUCAACCACCGUGUACAGGCCCAAAUGUGUAUAUUUUUAUAAACACUAAAUGCCUUUUUAGUACUGAGUAAGUGUGGAUUUAAUGGGAUCUUGUUGAACAUGUGUCACUACAAUAUUCUUAACAGUACAAAGCACAUAAUGCAGAAGAUGGCUGUCACAAAGUUGUGGUACUACUAACACUUACUAAGCAAUACAGCCUCCAUUUUGCACAAAAUAGUCUUGUAAAGAUUUAAGAGCAUUUUUAUAAUGUGUGAAUGUGUAUUAUAGUGAGCUCCAAUUGCACUCCCGUUUUUAAAUCAGAUUAGAGUUUCCAUUGCUCCCUCAGCCUUGGGUUCACAAGUUUAAUCUACUUUUUAUUAUCGUCAGUGUGUCCUUAUAAAAACACUAGACAUGACGUUAUUAGCUUCACCCUUUCUGUCAGAGUAGAAUUUUCUGACUUGCACUAAAAAAAUCUGUCAAAUGCCAAGGGCUAGUCAAAACAUGGAGCGACAAUCUAUCCAUAACAUUUAGUGUCUGUAAUGUGUUUUUGAAAUAUUAAGAAGUAGUUCCAAAAAUCAUUUGUCUAAUCAGAGUUAACAACAAAGUGUGUUCCUAUAUACAUUACUGAUGAGGUACUUUGCAAGCAGUAUAUUAAUCAAACCAGCAAUAAUAUUUUGGGAUAGCUAUAUGAAAUACAUCUGGUGCUAAUAUGCCAUAAUUUCAUAUUAAUUUCAUUUUAAUACAAUUUGGUGCUUAACUGGAAAUUGUAAAUGCCUGAUUUUGGCAGGAAGCAAAAAGUAGAAUAAAACUAGCCUGUGAUGUAUUCAUAACCAGUAGCUGCCUUCAUGUGGAUGGCCUCUUAUUAAAAAUCUAAACAUAUGGCUGCUACAUUAUUAACUCCAUGUGACUGGGGGGAAACUUUGAGUCCUCUAAGACACUGACCAUGAUCUUAAAUCAGUGUUCCCACUGAAAAGGCUUGGUGUGGACUGUUUUAUGGGCGUGUGCAGCUGAGGGAGAAGGCUAGACUUGUGCGAUCAUCUAAAAAACUUGUCAGGGACUUGGAGUUGUGUGCUACGUGUGAGUGAAUGUAUAUAAUAAUACAAGGGUAUGUGCAGUAUGUACAUAUAUGAAAUGAAAUAGAAAAAAAAAUAUUGCUGUAAGAUUUGGCAGAGUUUACAAAAGCCUGAUUGUUAUCCACUAGUUCAGUGUUAGCCAGCAUCUGUGUACAGGUCAUUUAUUACUACGGUCCACUACCAUUUGAUGUAACAUUGCACAAGACAACAAUAAAUUCAUCAGUGUGUAAAGUGGUA
This is a messenger RNA of Boleophthalmus pectinirostris (great blue-spotted mudskipper), 4407 nucleotides long. It is a transcript of the gene itgb5, whose product is annotated as integrin, beta 5. The record is from RefSeq and is a predicted model, not a curated record. Gene Ontology annotation, molecular function: integrin binding. NCBI's taxonomy places the organism in Eukaryota, Metazoa, Chordata, Actinopteri, Gobiiformes, Gobiidae. Gene Ontology annotation, cellular component: integrin complex; cell surface; focal adhesion. Gene Ontology annotation, biological process: cell migration; integrin-mediated signaling pathway; cell adhesion mediated by integrin.